AUGGUGGAGGCUAUGAUCGGUAACCACACGGUCUGCCACAUUUUAGUGGACAACGACAGCUCGGUGGACAUUUUGUAUGCCGAUUACCUCGACAAGAUGGGGAUCCCUCGAGCGAGACUGCAGAAUAACACGCAACCCCUAUACGGUUUCAUUGGGGAUUGCAUCAUCCCCGAGGGAAUGAUAGAAUUACUAAUGACAAUUGGUGACCGACCACACAUCUUGAUUGUUAUGUCACGGUUCUUGGUGGUGAAGGGAGGUGACCAGUACAACGCAGUCAUAGGGCGACCGACGUUGAGGGCAUUGAAAGCGGUCACAUUGAUUUAUCAUCAAAUGAUGAAAUUCCUGACCCCCAGCGGAAUCGAAAGAGUGAGGGAAAAUCAGUACGAGUCGAGGCUCACAUACUCAGAGACGGUCCGCCACUAUGCCAAACUAGGGCAGGCGAGAAGAAAGAUGAGGAUGGUCAUGACCAAAACGGAGGAGGUCGACCUAGACUCAAGACUCUCAGACGAGGAGACGGGAACGAGACCGGUCGAAGAAUUGAUCAAGGUCCUCAUUUACGAAAAAGAGCCUACAAGAAAAUUGAAGGUAGGCUCAGAGCUUGAAGAACAUAGCCAGGAAGGGCUAAUAGCAUUCCUCAGGAGCAACCCUAAUGUGUUUGCUUAG
Messenger RNA from Morus notabilis, 663 nucleotides. RefSeq lists its product as uncharacterized. The coding region runs from base 1 to 663 and encodes 220 amino acids. The record is from RefSeq and is a predicted model, not a curated record. The transcript has a single exon. Lineage: Eukaryota; Viridiplantae; Streptophyta; Magnoliopsida; Rosales; Moraceae.